This is a messenger RNA of Brenthis ino (lesser marbled fritillary), 1314 nucleotides long. Lineage: Eukaryota; Metazoa; Arthropoda; Insecta; Lepidoptera; Nymphalidae. The record is from the annotation of a GenBank genome assembly.
AUGUACGUGUCAUACUCAAGCAAAUCAAGGCAGGAGAGCGGGCACGCGGUGCCGGUACUAGUGGUGGUCGCUCUCUCGGGGGUCAAAGUAUGCGACCCCGAAGAUCAGAGUGUACGCAUGUCCCACGCGUUACGUCGCAUUUCGUACGCGACAUGUGAGUCGGCGCGGGCGUUGUUCGCUUUUGUAGCGCGCGAGCCUCGAUCCGAGCACACCCACCAGUACUGCCACGCCUUCGAGACUGAUACGCCUGACCAGGCGGAGGAACUAAACACGUUAGUGGGAGAUGCGUUUCGAAUGGCGUUCGCGUCGCAGCUACAACCUUCCGCCCCGCUCUGGAGCAAAGAGUUAAGCGGUGCUUGUACGCGCGCUCCAGAUACUCUCCCUGGACUGACGCAUCACUACCCACAUUGCUUGGACAGAUCCCCAUCACAAUGCGACAUAAUGGGUGGUACAAACGAAACAAGCGAGCCAAGCGAAGCGAGCGAGGCGAGUCCCACCUCUUCCGAAGACUGGAACUCGCCUACAGAACUCAGCUGUUACAGGCGACUUGGGGAGAGGUUAGAGAAGAUGGAAAGGCCUCCUCUGAUGAAACGCCUGGCGUUAGGCCUUAGUGGAGCUUUGCUUCAACCCUCUGAUGAUGACGCGACCCCGCUCGUCACAGACACUCCCACUACCCCUACAAAUGUCCCGCUUUGUCUCAACGGCGGGUACAUUAAUGAAGCGUCCGAGGCGGAAGCGCGCACGCGCGAGAGCAAUCGUGUGAGAGACAUGCUCUCUUGUGACGAAAACGACUUUAUGAAAUGCAAUAACAUUAGUAAUGGUAGACCAAGCACGGGUAGUGCGGCCACAUCCUCGUCUUCGGGCGAGUCUUCCUGCGGGGCGUCUCGCACGUCCGGGAACAACAACUUGCGACCCCUUGAGCCUGAACUAAGACAAGCGCCUUGGUUCCAGCAGGGCAUACCUAGAGAGAUUGCGCUGGAGGUGCUGGGCGCGCAGGCGCCGGGCGCGUUCCUGGUGCGCGCGAGCACGACGCAGGCGGGCUGCCUGGCGCUGUCGCUCCGCGUGCCGCGCGACUUCGCGCCGCACGGCAUCGCGCACUACCUCAUCCUGCGCACGCCCAAGGGGUACAAGAUUAAGGGCUUCACGAAGGAGUUCAGCUCGCUGUGCGCACUGGUGACGCACCACAGCGUGAUGCCUGAGCUUCUGCCGGUGCCGCUGCGGCUGCCGCGCGCACCGCCGCGCCCGCGCGCCGGUCUCGAGCCGCUGGAGCGCCGCGCGCCGCCGCCCGCGCCCUACCGCGCGCAGCAGGACGUG